CCGACACUGGGAUCAGUGCUGGCUGAAUACGCUGCAGUGCUGUACGUGGCUGAGACAGACAAGGGGCUUUAGAAUGAUAGAGGGCUUUCUGAAGAAAGAAUUCAGAAAAGUUGAUCCAGCACUGACAACUGGAGAGCUAUGCUGGGUUUAGUAGGGUCCUUGUGGAUCCAGCUGGAUUUGGGUUUUGAUGUGGAUUUGAAUGAACUAAAGGUGGAUCUGUACAUGAACAUGUUUAAAAAGUGGAUCUAUUUGGUCUGCUGGUAGAUCUUGGCUGAUUGAAAGUCUCAGAUGAGGAAAACCCUGGAAGGUCCAGAGCAGUGAACAGGAAGUGUUGACCUCUGUCCUUCCUCCAGCUUGCCACUAUGGGAUCAUCCACCUUAGGAAAGGCAGCAACUUUUGAUGCACUCUUAAAUGAAUGCAUUCAUGCAUUUGAUGACAGCGGGAAGACGCAGGCCAACCUGCUUCCUCGCACCCUGCUGCUGAUGCAUCGCUGGUAUGUUACAUCCUCAGAACUGGCGCGAAAACUCCUGAUGAUGUACCGUGACUGCAACGAUGACAACUGCAGGAGAACCAGGCUGAAGAUUUGUUAUUUAAUGAGGUACUGGAUAGUGACAUUCCCUGCAGAGUUCAAUCUGGACCUGGGUCUGAUCCGGAUAACAGAAGAGUUCAGAGAUGUUGCUGCUCAGCUCGGCUGUGAGGAGCAUUUAAAGCUCCUCGACAUCUCUACCAUUCCAUCAUACGACUGGAUGCGUAAGCUGACCCAGCGGAAGAAGCAGGCCAAGAAAGGCAAGGCCUCGCUGCUGUUUGACCACCUGGAGCCCAUGGAGCUGGCCGAGCAUCUCACUUUCCUGGAGUUCAAGUCAAUCCGAAGGAUAUCGUUCACUGAUUACCAGAGCUAUGUUAUCAAUGGCUGCGUGGUGGACAACCCGACUCUUGAGCGCUCUAUUGCACUGUUCAACGGAGUCUCACAAUGGGUCCAGCUCAUGGUGCUCAGCAAGCUAACACCUCAGACCCGUGCAGAGGUUAUUACCAAAUACAUCCAUGUAGCUCAGAAACUUCUGCAGCUACAGAACUUCAACACUCUGAUGGCAGUGGUGGGGGGACUGAGCCACAGCUCCAUUUCUCGACUAAAGGAGACACACCCAUAUCUGGCUCCAGAAGUUGUUAAGAUCUGGAGCGAGAUGACAGAGCUGGUCUCUUCGAACAACAACUACUCCUGCUACCGAAAGGCCUUCUUUGACUGCCAGGGCUUUAAAAUCCCCAUCCUUGGUGUGCACCUCAAGGAUCUGAUUGCAGUGCAUGUAGUCUUUCCAGACUGGGUUGAUGACAGUAAUAAGGUGAACUUAGUGAAGAUGCAUCAGCUCUACAUGACCUUCAAUGAGUUGGUGUCGCUGCAAAGUGCAGCGGCCCAAGUGGAACCAAACAUGGACCUCAUCUAUCUGUUAACGCUUUCUUUAGAUCUUUAUUACACAGAAGAUGAGAUUUAUGAGUUGUCAUUGCUAAGGGAACCACGUAACCCCAAAUCACUGCCUACCUCUCCAACAACUCCCAACAAGCCCCUGGCCCCACUGGACUGGGCUUCUGGUGUCACCACCAAACCAGACCCUUCUGUGGUCAAUAAACACAUCAGGAAGUUGGUGGAUUCUGUAUUUAGGAAUUAUGACCAUGACCAUGAUGGCUAUAUUUCUCAAGAGGACUUUGAGAGCAUCGCUGCUAACUUUCCUUUCCUGGACUCCUUCUGUGUUUUGGACAAAGAUCAAGAUGGAUUGAUCAGUAAGGAUGAGAUGAUAGCGUAUUUCCUUCGGGCUAACCCACUGCAGUGUAAGAUGGGUCCAGGUUUCAUCCACAACUUCCAGGAGAUGACAUACCUGAAGCCCACCUUCUGUGAACAUUGUGCUGGAUUUCUCUGGGGAAUCAUCAAACAGGGCUACAAGUGCAAAGACUGUGGCGUUAACUGUCAUAAACAAUGUCGGGAGCUGCUGGUUCUGGCCUGUAGGAAGCUGAUCCGCUCCAGCUCUCUGGGCAGUGUUUCUCCAGCCAGACUGACCCACAGCUCACUGCCCAGCAGCCCCGCACUGCCCACCUGUAAAGAUGAGGACGAGGUCUUUGAGUUCCCAGCUGUAACAUCAGCAGGUCCAGCUCCGGACACUCAAUCCAUUACCCUGAUGACCGGCUCAGCCCAGAGGAUCUCUGUGCGCCUGCAGAGGGCUACCACCAGCCAGGCCACUCAGACCGAGCCCCUGUGGUCUGAACACAGCUGGGGGGCCACAGACGGUGGCUCCCACACCUUCCCCAAAAUGAAAUACAGGGGUCACAGGAAAACAUCUAAAAAUAAAGGUUUUGCCCGCUGGGAAAACCAGAAUGAGGGGCAGCACCAGGCAGUUUCGACACGGUGCAGCAUGGACUCUCAGGAGAAGUCAGACGUCUCAGAAGAACCCUUACAGAACGGGAUUACACGCAGAGGAAAGGGUUUGAACCCUAACGAGACGACACAAUCUCAAAGGUUAAGGAGUGCAGGGGAUCCAGCUGUGAUCUGGACAGCUGACUUGGUUGCAGUGGUGAAGGCCAGUCAUGGGGUUCCAGAAAGGCCCUAGCGGCUGGGACCAGGAAGCUCUGUCUGGGGGAUGUGCUGGGCUGCCUGAGGUCCCCCUUCUGUGACCUGGAGCUAUCAUGUCCUCUCUAGACUUCAGCGCAGGCAGAGCUACAAAUGGAUGCAGUGUAACUGCACGGAGGGACAUCAUGUGCGAUCUCUGGGAGCGGUCACAAAGACUGAGGAGAGGAGCUCAGUGGUUAACGGACUAACACCCACUGUGAACCACAUCACAUCUCCAUCCUCGCCUCCUGUGCAGCGUAAUCAGCUGGGGAUCAGUGUAGAUUACUAAAAUGCAAUUUGGGGUCUGUUUUGAUCCAGGAUGUACAUAACAUCACCACUUGAAGAAAUGAGAAGAAACAUUUUUUAAACUUCACAAACAUGUGGAAUUCAGCUGAGUGGAUAAAUUCUGGCCAGUUACUUUAUGUAAGCCCAAUUUAAAAUCCAGCUUGGGUACAGUAUGACAAAGUCUCCUGCUUGAUCUGAAGCAACAAACAAGUUCUUAGUGGUCACAGCCCAAGUUGGAAUGAUUGGAAAAAGCAUGAUGGAUGUGGGUGAGUGGGUAGAUAUUUGUGUGGAGUUGCAAAAAAGGGAAAGUCCAAAUGAAAGUGAAUGUUAAGGGUAUGCGACGCUUCAGCCAUAUAGAAUGUUGAUGAUGGACAAUUCUGCAAAACACUGGAUUAUGUUAAAUUAUGUUUUUGAGUGUUCAUUGCCAAUGUUUUUUAAUGAUUUAUUCCUACAAUAUUUGCACCCGGCAACUACAGUGUGCUUAAUUCUCCCACCUUUUCAGAGCAACAGAACUAACCCAAAAUAAGUGAAUCAUUGUUAUAUAAAUUUAUAUAUACUGUAUUUAAAUUUGUUUUAGUUUUUUUUAUAAAAGCUGGAAGAUUUAAAAUGCUCAAAUAAAAACAAAUCAAACAAAGA
This is a messenger RNA of Micropterus salmoides (largemouth bass), 3514 nucleotides long. It is a transcript of the gene rasgrp3, whose product is annotated as RAS guanyl releasing protein 3 (calcium and DAG-regulated). Lineage: Eukaryota; Metazoa; Chordata; Actinopteri; Centrarchiformes; Centrarchidae. The record is from RefSeq and is a predicted model, not a curated record. The coding region runs from base 363 to 2594 and encodes 743 amino acids. Gene Ontology annotation, biological process: Ras protein signal transduction; positive regulation of GTPase activity. Gene Ontology annotation, molecular function: guanyl-nucleotide exchange factor activity; calcium ion binding. The transcript has 18 exons. Gene Ontology annotation, cellular component: plasma membrane.